AAUUAAUAAUCAUUUAUUUACAAAACAACGAAAAAGCACAGAGAAAGCAAAAAAGAAAAGCAAACAGACAAUUCAAUUUCAAUCAGAGAAAGAAAAAGAAAGCAAAGAAGGCAAAGAGACAAAGCGGAGGUCAUUUCUGCAUUUUCUGACUCAGGUGAGAGAGAGAGAAAAAGCGAAGCUUCCUUCUGACUCAAUCGGUGGAAUUUUCCAGUGUUUUCUCGCUGGUUAAAUGGAUUCUGAAGAUCUGGGCCUUGGGAUUGAUAGCUUCAACAACAAUCCUUGCUUCUGAACAUAUAGAGGACUAUAUAAAUGAAGAAGAUGGUUUCAAGUAACUUGAUAUCUUACUGAAAAGUAUAUAACUACACUACCUGUUCAGACUGAGUUGGAAACCAAGAUUUAUGUGAAGUUUUAUGAGCAUAUGACAGAAAUUCUAUUUUGUACAUGUCUUGAGUGGUGAUGCAUCCUUUGCUAAUGCACGGUUACCUUUGUUGGUGCAUUCUGUUGGGGUAUCUUUAUGUGUCUGCCCUUUCUCUUGGUUCAGUACAUUAUAGAGGUAGGGGAACCGGGUCAGAAGGCUGGUUGCGUGAUUUUGGUUCAGCUUUAAGUUAUGGUUCUAAAAGUAGCACCACUAAAGAUCUCAAAAGAUCAAUCUUUUCAUCCCCAUAUAAUGAUUUAGUAUCUUGUGAGGACCUAGAAGGUGUUGGGUCAUUUAAUACCACCUGCUUGCUAAACUCAAACUUAUAUUUGAAUUCUGAUCUUUACAUUUAUGGUACGGGAAACCUAGAGAUUCUCCCGCAUGUUUCAAUUGGGUGUCCUGUUGAAGGCUGUAUUAUAGUUUUUAACUUGUCUGGCAAUGUUAAUGUGGGUCAAUAUGCAACUAUUCGUGCUGGUUCUAUAGUAUUUUCUGCUGCCAAUUUGACCCUAGAGCAAAACUCCUCUAUAAAUACAACAUCAUUGGGUGGAUCACCGCCGCCUCAAACUAGUGGUACACCUGUUGGCUAUGAUGGUGCUGGUGGAGGGCAUGGUGGCCGAGGUGCAUCCUGCUUGAAAAAUAACUUGACGAGUUUUUGGGGUGGUGAUGUUUAUGCUUGGUCAUCUUUGUCUGAGCCCUGGAGUUAUGGGAGCAAGGGUGGCGGCACGUCUGCUGAAAACCCAUUUGGAGGGAAUGGUGGAGGACGUGUCAAGCUUCUUGUGAAAGAAAUUCUAUAUUUAAAUGGAUAUGUAACAGCAGAAGGUGGGGAUGGAGGACCAAAAGGUGGAGGAGGAUCUGGUGGAAGUAUCUUUAUACAUGCUGUAAAGCUGAAGGGAUAUGGUACGAUAAGUGCAGCAGGUGGGAGGGGAUGGGGUGGAGGUGGUGGCGGAAGAAUCUCUCUGGAUUGUUACAGCAUACAAGAAGAUGUAAAAGUUACUGUGCAUGGUGGUUGGAGUAUGGGCUGUCCUAGGAAUGCAGGAGCAGCUGGCACAUACUUCAAUGCAGAUUUACUGAGUUUAAGAGUGGGCAAUGACAAUGUCACAACAGAAACUGAAACUCCUUUGCUUGAUUUUCCUACUACAAUUAUAUGGUCACAUGUUUUUGUGGAGAAUAAUGCAAAAGUUUUAGUUCCUUUGCUUUGGACCAGAGUUCAGGUGAGGGGCCAAAUUAGUCUCUAUCGUGGAGGGACCAUUGUAUUUGGACUGUCUAAGUAUCCAGUCUCUGAAUUUGAGCUUGUUGCCGAGGAACUUUUGAUGAGCGAUUCCAUCAUAAAGGUUUUUGGUGCAUUUAGAGUUGCCGUCAAAAUGUUACUUAUGUGGAACUCCAAAAUUCAAAUUGAUGGCGGUGGAAAUACCAUUGUUACUGCUUCUGUCCUUGAAGUCAGGAAUCUGGUUGUUCUAAGGGAAUACUCUGUUAUUAGUUCAAAUGCGAACUUGGGUGUGUAUGGUCAAGGACUGCUAAAAUUGACUGGUCAUGGUGAUGCAAUCAAAGCGCAGCGACUUUCCCUAUCUCUUUUUUAUAACAUAACUGUUGGCCCUGGUUCUUUACUUCAGGCUCCAUUGGAUGAUAGUGCUGGUAGAAGCAUGGUAACAAAGUCUCUUUGUGAGAGUCAGACAUGCCCUGUGGAUUUGAUAACUCCACCAGAUGACUGCCAUGUCAAUUAUACACUCUCCUUUUCACUUCAAAUCUGUCGUGUUGAGGACCUUCUUGUGAAUGGACUUAUCAGAGGAAGUAUUAUUCACAUCCACAGGGCACGGACUGUCAUUAUUGAUACUGGUGGUGUGAUGACUGCUUCAGAAUUAGGUUGCAGUGGAGGUAUUGGAAAGGGAAACUAUUCAAAUGGAGCUGGCAGUGGUGCUGGACAUGGGGGCAGAGGGGGCUUUGGGUAUUUCAAUGGGAGGGUGAGCACUGGAGGUAACAAAUAUGGUGAUGCUGAUCUCCCCUGUGAAUUGGGAAGUGGAACUGAAGGCCCUAAUCAGUUGUACGGACAUGUGGUUGGAGGAGGAAUGAUUGUGAUGGGAUCCAUCCAGUGGCCGCUCUUAAGGCUUGAUAUUUAUGGAUCUUUGAGGGCUGAUGGUGAAAGCUUUCGUAGAAUGGCAGGAAAUGGAAAUGGUUCUUUGAUUGGUGGACUUGGUGGAGCUUCUGGUGGGACAGUCCUCCUUUUCCUUCAAGAGCUUAGGCUUUCAGAGAACUCGUCUUUAUCUGUUGUUGGGGGCAACGGUGGUCUUCUAGGCGGUGGUGGGGGUGGGGGUGGGAGAGUUCAUUUUCACUGGUGUAAGAUAGAUGUUGGGGAUGAAUAUACUCCAGUUGCAAGUAUAAAUGGCUCCAUAAAUAGUCGUGGAGGUGCUGGGGACAAUGGUGGUCUUUAUGGGGAGGAGGGCACAAUUACUGGAAAAAAAUGCCCUCAGGGCCUCUAUGGUACUUUCUGCGAGGAAUGCCCCAUUGGUACUUACAAAGAUGUUGAGGGCUCUGAUGAACAUCUUUGCACACCAUGUUCCCUUGAUCUUCUUCCCAACCGUGCUAAUUUCAUAUACGUGAGAGGAGGAGUAAGUCAGCCAUCGUGUCCCUAUAAAUGUAUAUCCGACAAGUAUAGGAUGCCAAAUUGCUAUACACCUCUUGAGGAGCUGAUGUAUACUUUUGGGGGCCCCUGCCCUUUUGCACUUCUGUUGUCAUGCAUUUUGGUGCUUCUAGCUCUGUUCUUAAAUGUUUUGAGAAUCAAAGUAGUUGGGUCAGGUUCUUAUCACAGGGAAAAUUCAAUUGAACACCACUGUCAUCACCCUUUUCCAUACCUUCUUUCUUUGUCAGAGGUGCGUGGAACCAGAGCAGAAGAAACUCAAAGCCAUGUUCACAGAAUGUACUUCAUGGGUCCCAACACGUUUAGAGAACCGUGGCAUCUUCCUUACUCUCCUCCCAAUGCAAUUAUUGAAGUAGUGUAUGAAGAUGCAUUUAACAGGUUUAUUGAUGAGAUUAACUCUGUUUCUGCAUAUGAUUGGUGGGAAGGGUCAGUUCACAGCAUACUUUCAGUUCUCGCAUAUCCUUGUGCCUGGUCCUGGAAGCAGUGGCGUCGAAGAAAAAAAAUUCAUCGCCUUCAGGAAUAUGUGAAGUCUGAAUAUGACCAUUCAUGUCUGCGCUCAUGUAGAUCCCGAGCCCUAUACAAAGGGAUGAAGGUUGGGGCAACACCAGACUUGAUGGUGGCAUACAUUGAUUUUUUCCUAGGAGGUGAUGAGAAGCGAUUGGACAUGGUAUCAAUUAUUCAGAAGAGAUUCCCUAUGUGUAUAAUUUUUGGUGGGGCUGGAAGCUAUAUGUCACCUUAUAAUCUUCACAGUGAUACAUUGUUGACCAAUCUUCUUGGCCAGCAUGUCCCAGCAACUGUUUGGACACGUUUGGUUGCUGGUUUGAAUGCUCAGUUGAGGACAGUGAGGCAUUGCUCCAUCCGUUCUGCACUUAUACCUGUUAUUGACUGGAUAAAUAGUCAUGCAAACCCUCAGCUUGAGUUCCAUGGGGUUAAAAUUGAGCUCGGAUGGUUUCAAGCAACAGCUUCCGGUUACUAUCAGCUGGGUAUUUUGGUAGCAUUUGGUGAUUAUUAUUUUCAAGAUAUGCUCCAAUCUGAUUUAUUGGACAGUAGUGAUGACUCUACAAGGAAAAAGGUUGUGUCUCCAAGAGAAAGUCUAAAGCAGAAAACUUGGGCUCAGACAAGUCAAGCAUUUUCUCUUAAAAGGAUAACUAGGGGAAUUAAUGGAGGACUCUUAAAUGAUGUUACAUUGAGAUCAUUAGAUUUUAAAAGGGAUUUUCUCUUUCCCCUUUCUCUCUUAUUGCACAAUACAAGACCUGUUGGUCGUCAGGACAGCCUGCAGCUGUUAAUCACUGUCAUGCUUUUGUCAGAUCUUUCUGUCACCCUCCUUAUGUUGCUUCAGUUCUAUUGGAUCUCUCUUGGGGCUUUCCUUGCUGUGUUGCUCAUUCUUCCCCUAUCGCUACUUUGUCCCUUUCCAGCUGGAUUAAAUGCCUUAUUCAGUAAAGAACCUAGAAGAGUUUCACUUGCACGUAUUUAUGCAUUGUGGAAUGCUACAUCUCUGUCGAAUAUUGCUGUGGCUUUCCUUUGUGGCAUUUUUCGUUAUGGAUUUUCCUCUCUCCAGCCACCUGACAAGUCAAGUGCAUCCACAACUAGAAGGGAGGAUGAUAAAUGGUGGCUUUUGCCUACCAUCCUUCUGCUAUUCAAGUCAAUACAAGCUCGUUUCGUCAACUGGCACAUUGCAAAUCUAGAAAUUGAAGAUUUUUCCCUCUUCUGUCCAGAUCCAGAUGCUUUUUGGGCUCACGAGCCAAGCUGAUGACAUAAAGUUAAAAAAGGCAUUGCAAUGUUACUAUAAAACUCAGCUUCAGCAAAUUUUCAGCUGCUUUGCCUUGUAAAUAUUUUCAAAGUUGUAUAAAGUCAUAUAGAGUAUAGGGUGCAGGUUUUCUCCAUUUAGAGAGAGGUAUGUCAAGGAGUAUAGAGGAUAGAUUUCAUAGUUCAAUUUUCACUGGGAAAUGCUCCAAUUUGAAUAUUAAUUCUAUUUAUAGAAAUGUAAUUUUUGUGGGCUA
Molecule: messenger RNA, 5047 nt
Organism: Quercus robur (English oak)
Lineage: Eukaryota; Viridiplantae; Streptophyta; Magnoliopsida; Fagales; Fagaceae
Exons: 23
Coding region: 457-4797 (1446 amino acids)
Source: RefSeq, a predicted model, not a curated record